CAACAGUCAGUAGUUUCACUUUUCCUCCAUGGCUGUUCAAGUGUGACGGUCUCUGAAAGAUACCGAGAAACCGCUGUGAAACAUUUGUAAGAUGGCAGAACCGGGCAGGAUUGUGAGGGUGAGUGGUCUGCCCACAGACAUUGAGGAUGAGAGGCUGAAAGACAAGCUAUUUAUCCACUUCCUGAGAACCAAGAAUGGAGGAGGGGAAAUAGACUCUGUCACCAUUGUCAAGGCAACGCCCGUCUCUGCCCUCAUCACCUUCGAGGACAGUGGAGUGGCACAGAGUGUUAUUCAACACAGGCGGCACAUUCUGGAAGUGGAUGGGAAGAAGUAUAAAGUCACUGUAACUGAGCACCGUGAAACCCUGGACCCAGACAAGGUCAUCUUAAGUUUAUCAGCAACUGUUGACCUCAGCCAGCUUCCAGGGGGAUUAACGGCACUGGCAAGCCUUCAUAAGAGCCACCCUGAUAUCCAGAUGAGUUGCGGUGCUACUGAGGAGUUGUGCACAUUGCAUGGCGCUUAUUCCAAAGUCCAGGCUGCUUUGGCACAACUGUUUAGCCGUCCUGGACCUGGAGGCUCACAACCAGAAGAAAACUCCGGUCAACCUGCCACCAACGGCUCCAAGUCUCCUCCAGUGGCACAGGAGCCUCUUACUCAGGAGUCAGAGGAUCAGAGCAGGAAACCUAAGAAACAAAGAGAACAACGAGAGAAAGUUACCACUGACCGGCCCUCUAAUGAGUACAACUCCAGCUCAUAUAGAGACCUGACACCUGGUGGUUAUGGCUGGGAAGAUACUGGCCAGGCAGAGGGUGCAACUCUGCAACUUCGCGAGCAUCCUACCACAUCAGAAGAGGACUUCUCAAUAAUUGUGGAUGCAGACAUGUUCCAGUAUCUGCAGAAACACUGCAGGAAGGAAUACCAGCAUAUCCUGCAUCAGUAUGGCGUUGAUGUGGUGGAUAUGACAAAUCAGGGGUUGACUACUCUGUUUUUGCAGGUAGCACCAGGAGUAGGGGAGGGUGGUCGAGAUCAGGAGUGCCUGAAGUUGGCAAGAAAGGCAAUAAGUAGGCUUUAUGAGGAGAAUGAGACCAAGAUCCGUCGAGACCAGCUCCCCAAGAGAAUCCUGUCCCUCAGGGGGGGACUGCAAAGGGCGAUGGAGAACUUAAGUGUCAGAUUACCCAAGCUUCUUCUGAAUGAAGAUGAGAAAAAUAUUUACAUUAUUGGGAGCAGUAGUGAUGUGUCUGAGGCCAAACAGUUACUUCUCUUGGACCAAAGUGAAUUGAGGAGUAAAAAAGAGGAUGUAGCCAGUCUUCUUCGAUAUCCUUCAUACGAUUCAGGUGCAUCAACUCAUGCUGAUGAGCAGAGAGUCCCCCUCACCAUGUCGUCCAGUGUAGAUUCUCCAGAUGAUCAGCUGCUGAGGUCAGACGAGGAUGACAGGAGAGCUGAAGGGGCCAGAAGGUAUAAACUAGCUGCUCGUUUUAAGGAUUCAGGGCUGGCUGCAUUAGGCAGUCGACCAACUGACUUCACCUUACGAGGGCUCUCAUCUCCCAGCAGACAAACACGCCUCGGGCCAAUGUUAGGGCAUGACGUACUGUCAGAAACAGCAGGGAUUGCUGGGGAAAGUGUCUCCAGAGCAUUAGCCCAAAACACUGGAGGGGACAUCUUGUUUAAGGGUGGAGAUGCAUUGCCUUCAACUGCUUCUUGCCCGAGUAAAACCUCAUCCAGCUCACAUUUUCCUGAUACUCGACUCAAGAGUUUAAUAUCUCCCCUUAGCACAACUCAGUCCAGUUUGUCAGGAAGUACUCCGCUCCCACCUGCAGGAUCUGGAUCCACCUUGAAGCGAGCCAGUAGUUUCUCAGGGAUGCCUCAGCAGAAGGCCCAAGUCACAAGUAAGAAGAGUCAAGACGACUCCAGCAAUUCCACAGUCAGAGCCAGGGUAAGGUCCUCUAGCUUCAGUAACCGGACAGAGAGGGACAAGCGGGAAGUCUAUAAUGCAGAGAUUAUGGUUUCCGCUGUGAAGUGGAAGCACAUCAAAGAAGCCUACAGCACCCGAGUGGACGACCUGACUUCUGAUGUCCAGAUGAAAGAGAGCUGCCCGGAUAGUGCUGGCAAUCUGACCAUCACCUUAAGAGCGGCAAACUCAUCCAAAGUGAGUUCAUGUCAGUUAGGUCUCCAGAGGCUGGUUGGUUCAGUUAGUGCAGACUUCUCUGUGCACCAGCUACACUUGUCAGAGCUGCACAUCACUGACGCAGCAGAUGAAACCUUACAGGCUUGUCUCUCUGAUGUGCAUAGUCGCUUCAAGAAGGUUACCAUACACAUUUUUAAAAAGAGCUUGUAUCUUCUUGGUCCUGAAGCCUUGUGUUCUAAAGUUGGUGCUGCACUGCGGGAGGUAUUUUCUGGAGAUUUAGCCGAAAUACCUGAACAACAGGACUUCUCUGGCCACACUACCUCCAAUCAAAAUCCAUCCACAUUUUUACAAAUAAACGAGGACCAAAGUACUAGUCUGAACUGUCACAGCAAUCCUCAGGUGAUGCUAGAGAGUCAAACAGGCACAGCUGAUGGGACUGAUAGCAGUCAGGAAAGGAGAACAAACCAGAGAAGUGACUUUGGCGAGACAGAGCUUGUGAAUGGAGCUACCAGCCAACCCUUACUAAGGAAAGACCCAGUCAUUAAAGAGAAAAUGAAAAUUGUAGGUAAAGUGGAGAUGGAUGGACAGAAGACUGAGACAACUGUCAAUCACCCGAAAGCGGGAAAUGAUACAAGCACAAAUCAUGUCAAUGAUGUCGGCUUAACAACAACAACAACCCCUACAGAUAAAGAUGCGGCCCUUCAUAGGAAAGAGAGAACCAUUCCUUCUACCCAAAAGGACAGUGUGCAGCAAAGACAAUCACAGAUCCAGGUCACCCCAGAGGAGUCCAGAUCAGGUCAGGGAGGCCCUGAGUGCAUCUGUGAGUGUGGGGAAAGCAAGAUGUUGAUGAAAGCCAAGUGUGGUGCUACCAUGUGCUCAAAGUGCCUGGACACUGUACAUAUCCACUGCAGAAUUUGUCAUGAGAUGGAGCCAAUGAAACCGGGCAUUAAGGGCAAAAUGAGCCACUGUAAACUCCAUAACAUCAACCUACCAGGUCAGAAAAGAGACUCUGCCAUCAAGAUCACUUACCUCAUACCUGAUGGAAUCCAAGGGGAGGAUCACCCUUCCCCAGGAAAACCAUUUCGUGGAGGCGUGUUUGAAUCCUUCUUCCCCGACAGCGAGAGGACGAGGAAGCUGUUGCCCAGGCUGGAAAAAGCCUUCAAACAGGGACUCACCUUCACAGUGACAGGCAAAGGCACAGGGGCCAGUGUCACCUGGGACUGCAUCCCACAUAAGACCAGCUUACAGGGCGGCAAAACAGGGAACGGUUACCCAGAUUCCACUUAUCUGACUCGCUUGUCUGAGGUCUUGACUUCCAAGGGGAUUGAGGAGCCACCAGCCAAGUCCUAGAAAUAGGACUUUUAUGUAGUUUAAGAUGUUUUUGUGGUUAGAGCCAUUUGCACUAUUUUUGUAUGCUGAGCAGCUUAUAUUUCCAUGUUUGAUAAUAAUGUCUGAUGAUGUACAGAUAUUGAAAUAUAUUUUCAGAUAAUAGCUAUAGCACUCAUUGCAGCUAUUUUGGAUUUUAUCAUUUUAUAACCUGCCUCACCAUUGCUCUCUGUUUAAGUUGGAUGAUUCAAGUUAUAAUUUUUCAAGCUGUAUGUAAAUGACAAAUGUGACCAACCAGCAUUGUCUUAAUUAUUCCAUAAAGCAUUCCUGAAUAUUUUCUUUUGUUUUUACUUGGUUUUAUAAAGAAAAUGCAUACAGGCGUGGUACUGUAUAGAUGUACAUUUUGUACCGUCCAAUGUAGUUUUAAGGAUAAUCUAGUUUAGGAAAAACAGGAAAAUAUUUGUUGGAAAAUUGUUUGAGUAAAAUGAUCUUGUAAAAUUGAGUUUGCUUCUCUUUAUUUGUUUCAGAAUGGGCACAGAAAUAAAAAGAGCACAUCUCCUGA
Epinephelus fuscoguttatus (brown-marbled grouper) is the source of this 4013-nucleotide messenger RNA. RefSeq lists its product as uncharacterized. The transcript is spliced from 6 exons. Gene Ontology annotation, molecular function: RNA binding. The record is from RefSeq and is a predicted model, not a curated record. Bases 92 to 3475 code for a protein of 1127 amino acids. Lineage: Eukaryota; Metazoa; Chordata; Actinopteri; Perciformes; Serranidae. Gene Ontology annotation, biological process: Notch signaling pathway; protein ubiquitination.